ACUUCCCUAAUCUACAGUAGCCAUUUUAACUGCACUAAACUGUUGGACUUGUUAUUACUGUUUUGUCUUUGGAUCUUACAAUUUAGAUCAAGGAGUAAAUUCCAGAGGAAAGGCUGCGAGGAAUGUUGUCCGUAUGUGGUGACUACGGUGCUGUUCACUCUGAUGGUGCAAGGAAGGUAAUGGAAGGAUCAAGACGUCCUUCUAUUUAUAUAGACCCCAUCUGGAUCCUGCCAUGGCUGUUACUCACUUUUUUAAAAACUGCAAGAAAUUCUGAACAUAGAUGUCUUGAUGUCUAAUCUGAAAAGUGAAAAAGAAAACAAAUCUGAUCAUGCAUCUGUGUCCGUGUUAUGUGCACCAAAUCAGAACUGACUUGCAGUGACCAUAACAGUGCUUUGAAGUGAUUUCUGGAUGAGAAAAGUAUUUGAGAAGGGAUUUCAUAAUUUACCUGUCUUGGCAAAGAAGAGACUCUUGGAAGAGCGACUGUACAAAAUAACCUGCUUGGGCCCCUGGCGGACUUCAAAGUCUGCUUCAUCACACAAGUCAUUCUUGGUGAUAAACACUGCUUCUGUACACUGAAGGAGUAUUUUUAUUACAUGCGGAACUGAGACCUUGGAAUGCUCUAUUAUGGCAGCAGCGGUGCAGCAGAAUGACCUGAUGUUUGAAUUUGCCAGUAAUGUCAUGGAGGAUGAGCAACAGUUGGGUGAUCCAUCUAUCUUUCCUGCUGUCAUUGUGGAACACAUUCCUAGUGCUGAUCUCCUGAACAAUUACUCUGGUUUGUCCUGUGUUACUGAACCAAGUGACAUGAUAACAGAGAAUUCACUGGAUGUUGCAGAAGAAGAAAUUAUAGAAGAUGAUGGUAUCACCCUUACAGGUGUCAUCCCAAAUCCAGCAUUUCUAAACUUACUUCAGACUGUGUCAUCUGAUCAUCAACUGUGGUUUAGAAAUUCAGACAUCACAACAAACCAUGUUGAAGCAUCCUGUCAAAAUGGAGAUGAAACCAUGCAAACAAUUGAAGCUGCCGAAGCCCUUCUCAAUAUGGAUUCCCCUGAGCCAGUGCUGGAUGAGAAGAGAUCAGCACAUAUAUUUGGAGCCGAGAGUGAAGGUGACAUCGGUCCUGUUACUCAUGUGUCAGUUACAGUGGAUGGGAUUCCAGAAGUACUAGAGGUUCACCAAAUCCGAGACACAGAUGCUGAAUCACAAAGCACUCCAGCACUUGAACAACCAAAGAAGAAGAAAGGGAAGAAACCAAAAACUACUCGCCCAGAAUCACCACCUCUGACUCCAAAUAUUACACUGAAAAAGAAAAACAAAGAUGGGAAGGGAAAUACAAUUUAUCUUUGGGAGUUCUUACUAGCACUGCUUCAGGACAAGGCUACUUGUCCAAAGUACAUUAAAUGGACUCAAAGAGAUAAGGGCAUUUUUAAACUAGUCGAUUCCAAGGCUGUGUCGAGGUUGUGGGGAAAGCACAAAAACAAACCUGAUAUGAAUUAUGAAACAAUGGGCAGAGCUCUCAGGUAUUAUUACCAAAGAGGCAUUCUGGCCAAAGUAGAAGGGCAACGUUUGGUGUAUCAGUUUAAAGUAAUGCCAAAAGAUCUAAUCUACAUAGACGAUGAUGAUCCCAGUUCUAGUACAGAUUCCCCUGAUUCAUCAUUACUCUCAACACCUGUGACUAACAGAAACCAAGUGAGCAAGUCAAAAGGAUCUUCAAACGCAGGGCCAAGAGGAGGAUCUACUACUGUUUUAAAGAUACCAGUCAACUCCAAGUCUACCAAACUAAAGCAAACUACAGAAGCAGUACAACAGCAGUUGCCUACCAUGGCAUCAGAAGCCUUGAGGACAAUGCAGUCUACUCAGCCAAUACAACCAACUCAGCUUUAUCGGACAGUUCAUUUAAUGCAGUCCAUGCCAGAAGGACACACAGCUGUGUUGGAUGAAACACUGAAUUCUUCUGUUCAAAACAUAAGGACAAUCCAAACCCCAGGCCAAGUUCCAGUAGUUGUUUCGCCUGGGAACCAGCAGCUGCAUACUGUAACGCUCCAGACAGUGCCUCUAACAACAGUGAUAGCCAGUUCAGACCCAGCAUCUGCAACAACAUCCCAAAAGUUUAUUCUGCAAGCCAUCCCAACAUCACAGUCCAUGACACUGCUUAAGGAGAACAUCAUGCUGCAGUCUCCAAAGCCCGUCUCGCCUCCUUCGUCUAUUGUCUUCAGUCCUGCUCAGGUGCACCAAGUUCUCACCACCAAUAUGCAGACAAUUUGCAAUGGAACAGUCAAUGUGGCUUCUUCACCAUCUUUCAGCACUGCUACCUCCAUGGUAACUAUGACACCGAGCAGUUCACAAGUAGUUGCUCAACCAUCCAAUACUGUAAUCACAUCAGUUAUUAAAGCACCAGAAACUAAACCGACUGUUAUACAAGAGGUGAUAAAAUCAGAAGCAGAGAAUGGAACAGCAGAAGAAUACAAACUGUCAGAGCAGAGUUUUCAACAGCAGCCUUUUGUGGUAAUGGUAUCAAGUUCAAAUGGAUUUCCCUCAGCUGUACAGAUUAAACAAGAAAGUGAACAGUUGGAGCCAAGUCCAUUUGAGUAAAACAGUAAAUUGAACAUGUGGAUGGUGAUUUUCCUCAGCAUGGUAGGACUUCAUCCAUCCUGUACUGUAUAUAUCUUUUGAUUCCAAAACAGGCAUUACAAGGCUACUCUAAUUUCUGAAAUUAAUUUGUAGAAGUAAUAUUGUAGACUUGAUUUCAAUUUUUUUCCAUGAAUAAUAUAAAUGUUUCAAAAUGCAAGUGUGAAGGAUUAUGCAGCUUGUAUUUUUUUAGAUCACUGUUCAAAAAUUCCAGAUUUCUUAUGUGUCAUGCAAUACUUGCCCAUCUUGCUUAAUUAUGUAAUAGUACUGUAAUCCAUGCUUUCAAGCAAUAGGUGAUUUCCACAAAGGUGUUUUUGUCAUUCCAUAUAUGUGAUAAUUUUAGUAAAUUCCAAAGAUCUAUUUCAUGCCAGUAGACCCAAAGAUUCUUGUUUUUAUUUGUACAGUAUGCAGGCUGAUGGUGUAAAGUUAAUUUGUUUUCCCCAAAGAUUGCUCAUUGUGGAAAAUAAAAGGGAAACACCUCCAUUAUCAAGAAGAUGGUUACCAUUUACAUCUUUACACCAUUUGUAUAUUUUCUGUUUUGAUAAUUUUCACAUGUCUGUUUGAUAUAUGUGUUUACCAAAACUGAAGGUAUCACUACAAGUGCAAUUUUUUUUCAGAUGACUUUAAUCCUUAAAUUUUAAAAGGCGUAGUUUGUUUCCCAUUAUUUUGUAAGGAGGUGUUAAAAAAAAAACGGGACCUGCAAAAGUAUUUUGAGAUUGAAAUGUUUCUAUAAAGGUAUGUUUUCUAUUGUAAAUAUGUAAUUUAAUUUCUCAAAGAUUUUUUCAUAAAAAGUUCUUUCAACAGAGCAAUAUUUUAUAGAUACAAAUAAGAUCAUUAUGUUUGGAGCUCUAAUAUUAUCUAUAUUCAUAUAUUACAAAGAGAAGUUGUAUUUAAAAACAAAAAUUUAAACAUGUGGGACUCCUCUGAACCCUUUUGUCCUUUUGUAUUUUAAUUGGUUUAUUAUGAAAAUAAAUCAAGUACAGCACCUUUGUAUAAUCUUC
Messenger RNA from Pogona vitticeps (central bearded dragon), 3623 nucleotides. Lineage: Eukaryota; Metazoa; Chordata; Lepidosauria; Squamata; Agamidae. The record is from RefSeq and is a predicted model, not a curated record.